AUGGAGUCUUCUUGGUGCUCUUUUAUCCCCCACAACCUUCUUUCUGAAUUGGCCAACGACGAUGGGCUGGAUGAGAAUACUCGCAAAUGUAUGCAUGAGACAAUCGAAAUAGGAAGCUCCCUAUACGGAAAAGAAAAGAAACCCGCAAUAGUCGACCAAGGAGACUACAAGUUAGACAGAGCUGAAAGAUCACAACCCUUAAACGCCAUCGAAAUGCCCCGUCAGUUCGAGCUCAUCGACGGUAAACUAUACGACAAUCGGGGCGGCUUGAAAACUCUCGUAUAUACUGCUGAAGGUCAAGAGGUCCUGCCAGGCCAGAAUGCGCUCUCGGGACGAGGAGGCCACACGGAUCGACAGCGUGGACAAAAUGUUGAGAGUAUUGUUCGUCAAAUCUUUUCUUUCUUCGAGUUCGAAUUCGGCCACAGGCUUUUCGAGAAGGAAGGGCACACAAUUGCCAUUACGAUUAACUACGGAGAUAACUACACCAACGCCCACUGGACAGGAAAACGAGUCAUACUUGGCAGUGGCAACCCUUCAUUGUGGGAUGAAUUUGACAUGGCUCGCGAUGUCAUUGGGCACGAAGUUGCCCAUGGUGUGAUUCUACGCACAAGCGGUUUGAAUGGGUCGGGCGAACCUGGAGCAUUAUCUGAACACCUUGCCGACGUCUUUGGGUUACUUUACAAGCACAGCGUGGAAUCAUCCGGUACAAAGGCCAAAGACUGUGUUUGGACGAUUGGAGAAAGCCUUUGGGAUCCCCCUGGUGGCUUCUUCGGUUUCUCAGGUAUGGACCCAGAGAUUGUCAAAUCUCUUUGGACAGGCAGCGGCGGCAAGAUAGUAGACAACCACACUCGCCAUGAUCCUACAGUUGCUAGGGACGUCACAUCGACAAAGGCCAAGCAUUUCAACAAGUUUCCGCAUUACCUGCGUUCUUUCAAGGAUCCGAGUUCGACAAAUCCAAGACAGCCUAUGAAUUACAAUGACUACAAGACCCUCCCCUACGACAAUGGAGGGGUUCAUCACAAUUCCGGGAUUGGUAACUACGCCUUUUAUGUGGCGGCUGAUGAAGCCGAGGAGCCUCCUCUAGACGGCGUGGGUAAAGUUUGGUUCCGUGCUAUGACUGAUACAGGCCUUGGAGCGGAUUGCAAGUAUCCUCGGUUCGCUGCAUUUACCUUAGCAUAUGCAAAGCGUGACUUUCCAUAUUUGGUGAAACCUAUUGAGACAGGAUGGGAGGAAGUUGAGGUUAAGCCUGAUGAUAUACCAGGGUUGGAGGGCAUGCUGUCAAACCCGCCUUCUAACCAGCAUGAAGCCCAAGAACCUGUUCUGGUAGAUGAAUCUCCGGAUUCGUUCCUAGUACCUAUACAAUUCAGCCCCUGA
Molecule: messenger RNA, 1374 nt
Organism: Fusarium sp. VM40
Lineage: Eukaryota; Fungi; Ascomycota; Sordariomycetes; Hypocreales; Nectriaceae
Source: the annotation of a GenBank genome assembly